Messenger RNA from Caenorhabditis remanei, 1968 nucleotides. RefSeq lists its product as uncharacterized. Lineage: Eukaryota; Metazoa; Nematoda; Chromadorea; Rhabditida; Rhabditidae. The record is from RefSeq and is a predicted model, not a curated record. The transcript is spliced from 8 exons. The coding region runs from base 1 to 1968 and encodes 655 amino acids. Gene Ontology annotation, cellular component: membrane. Gene Ontology annotation, biological process: protein localization to membrane.
AUGUCCAAAUCGACAAGGAUGCUCACAAAACUCCUUUGUAUUGGAUUUUUGGCAGGUGCCUCUGCGUUUUACCUCCCUGGACUGGCUCCAGUCAACUUUUGUGAAGCGGAAAAAGCAAAUUGUCCAAGCAACGUCUCCUUGUAUGUCAAUCAUCUCGACAGCGACCGUUCCGUCAUUCCAUAUGAGUAUCACAGUUUUGAUUUCUGCACGGUCAACGAGGAUGAGUCACCGGUCGAAAAUCUCGGACAAGUUCUCUUCGGUGAACGAAUUCGACCAAGUCCAUACAAGGUAAAAUUCCUCCAAGAGGAAAAAUGCCGAUUGGUUUGCGACACGAAAAAGUACGCUCGAGGAAACGCCGACGAUCUCACUAAACUCCGUUUGCUCCAAAGAGCCAUGACCCUUAACUACCAACACCAUUGGAUUGUGGAUAACAUGCCAGUGACGUUCUGUUUCAAGAAUCUCCAAAAUAUGGACGUCUGUACCACAGGAUUCCCGGUUGGAUGUUUCGUGGAUGAGCAGGGAUACCAACAUGACGCUUGUGUCUUAAAUCAAAAGUACAACACUCCAAACAACUUCUACAUCUUCAACCAUGUGGACAUCGAGAUCUACUACAGAGAUAUGACCAAUGACGCCAACUUUUUGGAGCACAGAGUCGGAGGAAGAAUCAUCAGAAUCGACGUCAAGCCACGCUCCAUUAAACACAGCUCCUCCUCCAGCCUGGACUGCAGUGACUCCGCAGAACCAGUUGCCAUUGAUGCGAAAUCUGAGAGUGCCGAGAUCACAUACACUUAUAGCAUCAAAUGGACCAAGACGGAUAUCAAAUGGUCUUCUCGAUGGGAUUACAUCCUUCAGUCUAUGCCACACACCAACAUUCAAUGGUUCUCUAUUAUGAACUCUCUUGUGAUUGUGCUCUUCUUGACUGGAAUGGUUGGAAUGAUCAUUAUGAGAACUCUUCAUCGUGAUAUCGACAGAUACAACAGAUUGGAUACAGAGGAAGAUGCUCAAGAAGAAUUCGGAUGGAAAUUGGUCCAUGGAGAUGUCUUCCGUACCCCACGUUACCCAAUGCUUUUGUCGGUUUUCAUUGGAGCUGGUUGCCAGACACUUUUGAUGGUUUCAGUCACUCUUGUAUUCGCCUGCCUUGGAUUCCUUUCUCCAGCCAACCGUGGAUCUCUCAUUACUUUCGCUCUAUUCUUCUACGUUCUCUUCGGAGUUGUCGCUGGAUACAUCUCUGCUCGUCUCUACAAAACAUUCGAGGGGAUUCACUGGAAGACAAACUUGGUGAUGACCGCUUUCCUAGUUCCUGGAAUUCUCUUCACCAUUUUCUUCUUCUCCAACACACUUCUCUGGACCAAGGGGUCGUCAGCUGCAGUGCCUUUCGGAACUCUUCUUGUACUUCUCGUACUUUGGCUCUUUAUCUCCGUCCCAAUGACAUUUGUUGGAGCAUACUUUGGAUUUAAGAAGCGCGGAAUUGAGGCUCCAGUCAGAACGAACAAGAUUCCAAGACAGGUGCCAGAGCAGACUUUCUACACGAAAUCACUCCCAGGAAUGUUGAUGGGUGGAAUUCUUCCAUUCGGAUGCAUUUUUAUUCAACUUUUCUUCAUUCUUAACAGCAUCUGGGCUCACCAAACCUAUUACAUGUUCGGUUUCUUGUUCUUGGUCUACCUGAUUUUGAUCAUCACCUGCUCGGAAGCCACCAUCCUUCUUGCAUACUUCCAUUUAUGUGCAGAAGACUAUCACUGGUGGUGGAGAUCGUUCAUGACAAGUGGAUUCACCGCGAUUUAUCUUUUCAUUUAUUGCAUUCACUUCUUUAAUACAAAACUCACGAUUAGUGGAACGAUCUCAACAAUCCUCUACUUUUCCUACACUUCAAUCUUUGUGUUUAUGUUCUUCCUGAUGACUGGAACCAUUGGAUUCUUGGCAACAUACUACUUUGUGCGCAAAAUCUAUGGAUCUGUCAAGGUUGACUAA